UUUGUCUUCAUGAAGAUUCCUAACAUUGGUAAUGUGAUGAAUAAAUUUGAGAUCCUUGGGGUUGUAGGUGAAGGAGCCUAUGGAGUUGUACUUAAAUGCAGACACAAGGAAACACAUGAAAUUGUGGCAAUCAAGAAAUUCAAGGACAGUGAAGAAAAUGAAGAAGUCAAGGAAACGACUUUACGAGAACUUAAAAUGCUUCGAACUCUCAAACAGGAAAACAUUGUGGAGCUGAAGGAAGCCUUUCGUCGGAGGGGGAAGUUGUAUUUGGUGUUUGAGUAUGUUGAAAAAAAUAUGCUUGAAUUGCUGGAAGAAAUGCCAAAUGGAGUUCCACCUGAAAAAGUAAAGAGCUAUAUCUAUCAGCUAAUCAAAGCUAUUCACUGGUGCCAUAAGAAUGAUAUUGUCCACAGAGAUAUAAAGCCAGAGAAUCUCUUAAUCAGCCACAAUGAUGUUCUGAAACUGUGUGACUUUGGUUUUGCUCGGAAUCUGUCAGAAGGCAAUAAUGCUAAUUACACAGAGUACGUGGCCACCAGGUGGUAUCGGUCCCCAGAACUCUUACUUGGAGCUCCCUAUGGAAAGUCCGUAGACAUGUGGUCAGUGGGCUGUAUUCUUGGAGAGCUUAGUGAUGGACAGCCUUUAUUCCCUGGAGAAAGCGAAAUUGACCAACUUUUUACUAUUCAGAAGGUGCUAGGACCACUUCCCUCUGAGCAGAUGAAGCUCUUCUACAGUAAUCCUCGCUUCCAUGGGCUCCGGUUCCCAGCUGUUAACCAUCCUCAGUCACUGGAGAGAAGAUACCUUGGAAUUUUAAAUAGUGUUUUACUUGACCUAAUGAAGAAUUUGCUGAAAUUGGACCCAGCUGACAGAUACUUGACAGAACAGUGUUUAAAUCACCCUACAUUUCAAACCCAGAGACUUUUGGAUCGUUCCCCUUCAAGGUCAGCAAAAAGGAAACCUUACCAUGUGGAAAGCAGCACAUUGUCUAAUAGAAGCCAAGCCAGCAAAAGUGCUGCUUUGCAGUCUCACCACAGAUCUAAUAGCAAGGACAUCCAGAACCUAAGUGUGGUUCUGCCCCGGGCUGAAGAAGGUCUUCCUGCCAACGAAAGCUUCCUAAAUGGAAACCUUGCCGGAGCUACUCUUAGUCCGAUGCACACCAAAACCUAUCAAGCAAGCACCCAGCCUGGGUCUACCAGCAAAGAUCUCACCAACAACAACAUACCACACCUUCUUAGCCCAAAAGAAACCAAGUCAAAAACAGAAUUCGACUUUAAUAUAGACCCAAAGCCUUCGGAAGGCCCGGGCACGAAGUACCUCAAGUCAAGCAGCAGGUCUCAGCAGAACCGGCACUCAUUCAUGGAAAGCUCUCAGAGCAAAGCCGGUACGCUGCAGCCCGGUGAAAAGCAGAGUCGGCAUAGCUAUAUUGACACCAUUCCCCAGUCCUCCAGGAGUCCCUCCUACAGGACAAAGGCCAAAAGCCAUGGGGCACUGAGUGACUCCAAGUCUGUGAGCAACCUUUCCGAAGCCAGGGCCCAAAUCGCAGAGUCCAAUACCAGUAGGUACUUCCCAUCCAGCUGCCUGGACUUGAACUCUCCCACCAGCCCAACCCCCACCAGGCACAGUGACACGAGAACUUUGCUCAGCCCUUCAGGGAGAAAUAACCGAAGUGAGGGCACUCUGGACUCACGCCGAACCACAACCAGGCAUUCUAAAACGAUGGAGGAGUUAAAGCUGCCCGAACACAUGGACAGCAGCCAUUCCCACUCGCUGUCUGCACCUCAUGAAUCCUUUUCUUAUGGGCUGGGCUACACCAGCCCCUUCUCCUCACAGCAGCGUCCUCAUAGGCAUUCCAUGUAUGUGACCCGGGACAAAGUGAGAGCCAAAGGCUUAGACGGAAGCUUGAGCCUAGGGCAAGGGAUGGCGGCCAGAGCCAACAGCCUGCAACUGUUAUCACCCCAGCCUGGAGAACAGCUCCCUCCAGAGAUGACUGUGGCAAGAUCGUCCGUUAAAGAGUCCUCCAGAGAAGGCACCUCUUCAUUCCACACUCGUCAGAAGUCUGAGAGUGGUGUGUAUCAUGACCCACACUCUGAUGACGGCACAGCCCCGAAAGAAAACAGACAUCUGUACAAUGAUCCGGUUCCAAGGAGAGUUGGUAGCUUUUACAGAGUGCCAUCUCCACGUCCAGACAACUCUUUCCAUGAAAAUAAUGUGUCAGCCCGAGUUUCUUCCCUACCAUCAGAGAGCGGUUCUGGAACCAACCACUCAAAAAGACAGCCAGCAUUCGAUCCAUGGAAAAGUCCUGAAAAUAUUAGUCAUUCUGAACAACUCAAGGAGAAGGAGAAGCAAGGUUUUUUCAGGUCAAUGAAAAAGAAAAAGAAGAAAUCUCAAACAGUGCCCAAUUCUGAUGGCCCCGAUCUUCUGACACUACAGAAAGCCAUUCACUCUGCUAGCACUCCAAGCAGCAGACCAAAGGAGUGGCGCCCUGAGAAGAUCUCAGAUCUACAGACCCAAAGCCAGCCGUUAAAAUCACUGCGCAAGCUGUUACAUCUCUCUUCAGCCUCAAAUCACCCGGCUUCCUCAGAUCCCCGCUUCCAGCCCUUAACAGCUCAACAAGCCAAAAAUUCCUUCUCAGAAAUUCGGAUUCACCCCCUGAGCCAGGCCUCUGGUGGGAGCAGCAACAUCCGACAGGAGCCCACACCAAAGGGCAGGCCAGCCCUCCAGCUGCCAGGUCAGAUGGAUCCUGGUUGGCACGUGUCCUCUGUGACCAGGAGUGCCACAGAGGGGCCUUCCUACUCUGAACAGCUAGGUGCCAAGAGUGGGCCAAACGGGCACCCUUAUAACAGAACAAAUCGCUCACGAAUGCCAAAUCUGAACGAUUUAAAAGAGACAGCCUUGUAA
This is a messenger RNA of Cynocephalus volans (Philippine flying lemur), 2892 nucleotides long. It is a transcript of the gene CDKL5, whose product is annotated as cyclin dependent kinase like 5. NCBI's taxonomy places the organism in Eukaryota, Metazoa, Chordata, Mammalia, Dermoptera, Cynocephalidae. Gene Ontology annotation, cellular component: nucleus; dendrite cytoplasm. The coding region runs from base 10 to 2892 and encodes 960 amino acids. The record is from RefSeq and is a predicted model, not a curated record. The transcript has 17 exons. Gene Ontology annotation, molecular function: protein kinase activity; ATP binding. Gene Ontology annotation, biological process: regulation of dendrite development; positive regulation of axon extension; protein phosphorylation.